UUCAAUUCGAAUGUGAAUGUCAGGCUUGAUGCUGGGACAAACCGUCACGAGUGGUCCCUCCAAAGCACGCCCGCUGUUGUGUUCGGUGGUUCCUGCUGCUGCUGUGCAGCAUAUGGCUCAGCACAGCAUGUCGGAUUCGAUCGCCAAACCUCAAGCAGCCAUUCUUGCACUGAGCGCUCUGAGCCUUGCAGGGAGCAUGCUCUUUCUCCUUCGAAACCCUCCUCCGACACCAUUCGCAGAUCGUCUGUCCAAGCUGGACCCAAAAGAAACGAGCAUAGACAAUGAUUUCUACGACGAUUAUUUCGAAUCCUCUGCAGAGGAGUCGAACGGUGACGGUGACGAUGGUGGGGUCGUCGAUGCGAGCGCAGAAAAGGAGGAGGAGCAUCCACUCCAACUGGUCAACUACGGACGCAUACCUUACUUUUUGCGCACUUGGACCGCACAAAGUCCACUUUGCGCACAAGUAAAAGCGGACGUCGAGACGAUGGGAGGUGCGACCACUCGCACUGUGCUUCCUGCCAGCUUCAAAGCGCUCGAUGUGGGCUGUGGCGGAGGGAUCGCCGCAGAGGUCGUAGCGCGCGCUGGAGCUCAGGUCACUGGAGUGGAUUUGAGCGCAGGAGCCAUUGCUUGCGCAAAGAGACGAGCCAAGGCGAGGGGCUUGAGCAUCGAGUAUGUCGUGGGCGACGCUUUGGAUCUGCCCGUGCCCUCGGAAACCUACGACGGUGUGCUCUGCUCAGACACGCUGGAGCAUCUCUUCGACUUGGACGCAGCACUAAAAGAGAUGGCUCGCGUGCUCAAACCAGGCGGCAUCCUCGUCCUCGACACCAUCAACCGGACCAGAGUGAGCUGGUACGCCCUUGUACUGAUAGCGCAAGACACGCUUGGCUAUCUUCCGCACGGAGCGCACGACUGGAGAUUAUUCAUUACGCCGGACGAGCUCAGCACUUCUCUCCAACGAGCAGGCCUGGAAGCGUGUCCAGAGUCGGCUGUGCGCGGCAUGAGGCCUGGUAUGCGCGCACCUCACAUCAUCUUGGCUCGCACUUGGCACUACGCCACCAGCAAACAAGGGUCAGCGAGCUUUCUAGACUGUUUCAUUGGACGGUGGACCGAGACGACCUUUACCGCUGGCAGCUACCUAGCCUGGGCUCGCAAGCCGUUGUAGACACGCUGCACUGCUAUGAGACGCGACCUCUGGAGAGAAGGCGCAAAUCAUUCAAUUGCUUGCGUACGUGUAUCCCUGGCAACUUCGUCAACGAUGCCGCGACUCAUUCACAGCGCACUCAUGAAGGACGCCCAAGCGAUAAAAGAUUCGUUAUGGAGAGAUAGGAGGGGAUGCGAGUGGGACGAGUGUGACGUGUAUGAGUCGAUACAAGCAAUGAUGUGGUGAUGUAUGAGAUUGGAGACAUGCU
This is a messenger RNA of Ceraceosorus guamensis, 1409 nucleotides long. Its product is annotated as S-adenosyl-L-methionine-dependent methyltransferase. The record is from RefSeq and is a predicted model, not a curated record. Bases 128 to 1162 code for a protein of 344 amino acids. NCBI's taxonomy places the organism in Eukaryota, Fungi, Basidiomycota, Exobasidiomycetes, Ceraceosorales, Ceraceosoraceae. The transcript is spliced from 4 exons. Gene Ontology annotation, molecular function: 2-methoxy-6-polyprenyl-1,4-benzoquinol methyltransferase activity. Gene Ontology annotation, biological process: ubiquinone biosynthetic process.